Naegleria lovaniensis is the source of this 1734-nucleotide messenger RNA. RefSeq lists its product as uncharacterized. NCBI's taxonomy places the organism in Eukaryota, Heterolobosea, Eutetramitea, Acrasida, Naegleriidae. Bases 1 to 1734 code for a protein of 577 amino acids. The record is from RefSeq and is a predicted model, not a curated record. The transcript has a single exon. Gene Ontology annotation, cellular component: nucleus.
AUGAGUGAGAAGUCGCAGGCUUCAGCAUCAUCAGCUCAAGAUGGUAGCACCGUCGAUCAACAACAACAAAAUAACACAAAUACAACAACUAAUCUGUGCAAACCUAUUGGAUUUACGGAUGACGGAAAACCUAUCUAUGAUAGAACUGGUAUUGACAUCUUGCCAAAGAAGCCACACACUUCAGCCAAGGAUAAUCGGCUGUUGUGUGCGUUCGGAGGUAGCGUUUGUACACAAAAACCGAUGAAAGGAUUUGAUUUUUGUGUAAAACACAUUCUUCAGGAUCCGACGGCUCCUUUCAAGAAGUGUGAGUAUUCAGGUAAGAAACAAUGCGGAAACCCAGUCAAAAUCGACCAAGAAGAUGCUAGAUAUUGUGUUGCCCACAAAACAAAGCUAGGAAUUAUUGAAAAGGGACAAUCUGGAUACUCGAAAAAGAGUAAGAAACAAUCGGAGGAGGCUGCUUCUGGAGAAACCCAAACAAAGAGGGGAAGGAAAAAGGCAUCUAAAUCGGAAUCUGAUACCACAACAAGCGUAGCCUCUAAAGAGGUUGCUGUGUCGUCAUCAGGACAGACUCAAGCCAGUACUACUGAAAAACCAAUUUCCACAGUGGAACCUACAACAUCUUCAGCCCAACCUGCAUCAUCAGCUGCAUCAACAACAACACCUGUAUUUUCUUCAGCUGGCUCUGCCACUGUAGAAAACAUUUUACCAUAUCCCUAUGAAAACAUCAAUAACGAUGAAGAUACCGAUUCCGAUGAUUACACCGGAGUGAAUCGUGUUUUUGACCCCAGAAGAGAACCCAAACCUAAGAAGACAUCACCUCAUAAAAGAAAGCGAAAGUUCAACAAGAAGCAACCAUCUUCAGAUGAAUUAACCGGUUCAGAUACAGAAUCUGAUGAGCCAACCGAUGAGGAUGGAGCCACUGAAGAAUAUCCUGCUCUUUCGUUCGGAAAUAAUUCUCAACAGUUGUCAGAGAUGGAAUUUCUUCAAGUUCGAAAACAUCACAUUGAGACCUUAUUGAAAUUGUAUCAAAAAAGGCACAGAAAAGUCAGAAACGAAUUGGAAAGAAAAUAUAAUGAAUUCUUGAUUCAAAGAGAAAUUGCAGCCAAUGCAAUUCUCGAACAAAAUCCAAAUAUUAACUCGGACAUCAAAAUUCGUCUCAAAAAAGUCAAUUACAAUAAUUACUACAAUCCUAAAAACCAAGUGAACAGAAAUGAAGACAGUAUAAUAGUAGUACCAACUGUUAGCUUUCCUGCAGAAAAUCAACAAAUUUAUCAUUGUGAGAAGGUUGAAAAAUAUCAAGACGAUGAAAAGAAAGUACCACUUUGCUGUCACCCUCAAUGCUUCAAUAAGCGAUUAUUGGGAGUUGAUUUUUGUUUGCAGCACAUUCUUUAUGAUCACAAACAACGACUCUACGUCCCAUCAUCAACAGGUAAUACACCUACGUAUGCUCUUAAUAGUGAGGUUAAUAUCAAAAUUCCAAAAGAUUCAACACUUACAGAAAAGACCAUUGUAGUUUUGGAAAAUGUUGAUCGGCUAUCUGCACCCACUACUUGGCAAGUUCCUCCUGAACAAGAACAACGAAUUCAAAACUUGCUGAGAAAGUUGAAAGGCCAUUCUGCUGCAUCAAGCUCUCAACCAGUUCAAGAUACCAUCACAUCAUCAUCCAAUCAAGAACCAACUAAUACUGUAACCACUCAACAAGAGCAACCACAACAGCCAAUGGAGAUGGUUUGA